UCUACCACUGAGACAGCCUGGGUACCCAUAACAACGGGCAGUGGUAACGCUAGUAUCCCUUUUCCUUCCACUUUAAUAGAAUAAAGGAAAUCAUGGGAAUUACUCCAGGCCACUGCGGGUACAGCAGCCACAGAGUGUAUGCCUCAUUUGUUGACUUACAUCUGGGAAUAUAACUGCUGACUAAAAAACCUCUAAAAAACACGUCGGGACACUUUAUCUCCAUCUCCACCAUUUUGGUUGUCGGUGAUGGAGCACAUCCGGACGCCCAAGGUGGAAAAUGUGCGUCUCCUGGACCGGUCGUCAGGACAGAGAAAGGCCAGCGUCGGGACGCUCUACCUUUCUGCCACGCACACCAUCUUUGUAGAAAACAACCCUGAGACACGCAAGGAGACAUGGGUGUUGCACAGUAUGGUGAGCAGUGUGGAGAGGCCACCCACCAUCCCUGUAGGAAGUCAGCUGAUCCUGCAUUGUAAGGACUUCCGGGUCUUCCAGAUCCUCAUUCCGCAAGAGAGAGACUGUUUGGACGUCCACACGUCAUUGGUCAGAUUGUCACGGCCAGAGAAGUACAGUGAGCUGUACUGCCUGUCCUUUAAUCCCAAUGUGAACAAAGUGGAGAGAGAAGAGUCCUGGAACUUCAUAGACCUCAUGGCCGACUUCAAGAGGAUGGGAGUUCCUAAUAACUUGUGGGUCGCUACAGUGGCCAACAGCGAAUACAGGGUUUGUGAUACGUACCCAUCACAGCUGUUUGUUCCAAAGUCAGCCACAUCCGCCAUCAUCGUGGGCAGCUCAAGGUUCAGGAGUCGAGGACGAUUCCCUGCUCUGUCCUACUUCCACCAGGACACACUGGCAGCAGUGUGUCGGUGUAGUCAGCCACUGUCCGGCUUCAGUGGACGCUGCCAGGAGGAUGAGAUGAUGCUGCAGGUUGUGAUGAAGUCCAACCCUGGCAGUGACUACAUCUAUGUGGUGGACACCAGGCCAAAGCUGAAUGCCAUGGCAAAUCGAGCAGCAGGUAAAGGCUACGAGAAUGAGGACCACUACACCAACAUCAAGCUGCAGUUCAUUGGCAUCGAAAACAUCCACGUAAUGAGAAGCAGCCAGCAGAAAAUUAUUGACGUGGGCGAGAUGAGAUCUCCGUCCAUGACUGACUUCCUGUAUGGUCUGGAGAACUCUGGUUGGCUCAAACAUAUUAAAGCCAUACUGGAUGCGGGGCUCUUCAUAGCAAGAGCAGUGGCCGAUGAAGGUGUCAGUGUGUUGGUUCACUGUUCAGAUGGCUGGGACAGGACGGCCCAGGCCUGCUCUGUAGCCAGUAUCCUGUUGGACCCAUACUACAGAACCAUCAAAGGACUCAUGGUGCUGAUAGAGAGAGACUGGGUCUCCUUCGGACACAAGUUCUCCCACAGGUACUCCCACCUGGAUGGAGAUCCCAAAGAGGUGUCUCCUGUCAUCGAUCAGUUUCUGGAGUGUGUGUGGCAACUGUCUGAGCAGUUUCCGUGCGCCUUUGAGUUCAACGAGCGCUUCCUCAUUGCCAUACACACACACAUCUACUCCUGUCAG
Molecule: messenger RNA, 1554 nt
Organism: Anarrhichthys ocellatus (wolf-eel)
Lineage: Eukaryota; Metazoa; Chordata; Actinopteri; Perciformes; Anarhichadidae
Product: myotubularin-related protein 7-like
Exons: 11
Biological process (GO): phosphatidylinositol dephosphorylation
Cellular component (GO): cytoplasm
Molecular function (GO): phosphatidylinositol-3-phosphate phosphatase activity; phosphatidylinositol-3,5-bisphosphate phosphatase activity
Source: RefSeq, a predicted model, not a curated record